CUGCCUUCGUCGACAUCUUCCCCCUCCCAUGGUUGUUCUCCUACCAGCGUUGGUGUCCGUGCAGCAUUGCCAUGUCGGAUGAGGUGAAGUCAAACAGAUAUCAUCGCCGUCGAAGGAGAACUCGAAAGAAGAAAACCGCCGUGACCAUUGAGAGUCUUCUUCCUGGGCGAGCUCCUCUGGGAUACCAACCAUCGCUCAAUCUGCCUGCUGCGCUACACGGUGUGCCCAUUGUGACGGCAUCUUCCAGUGAAUGGUCAGAAUAGGAAAACUCCUUUCAGGCCGGAUCCCCUCCUCUUGUGCUCGAUACUCCAAUCUGCCUGGCCCCGGCUGAAGCCCCCCUAAACCUCAAUAGCUCUCAUCGCGACAAGGCUCGCUCUCCAAGAGGCUCUUCGACUGUGCCUCAAGAUAACGAAGAUCGAAGUGAACCGGUCACAAUGAGGCACAGCUUCUAUUCGAUGAGCAACAGCCAGUCCGAGACACCUAAUCCCUCUAUAAGUCUUACGGCGCAUGAAGAGUUGGGAGACUUUGGAGAACUCGCGUCAUCCAGACCAAUCGCCUUGAGUCAACUGUAUACGAAAGCUAACUCACGAACUAAAUCUGGCCGAGCCGUGAAGGCCUUUAUGGACCAGAUGGCUUCCGAAAGCAAAGAAGCACCUUCAUUGGCCACAAGCUUCCGUGAGACUGGCCAGGACACGCAUGGCACUCAGGUCCCAGUCGUUCAUCGCAUAAAUAAUGCAGAGUAUAGACUGAGUCUUCGCGGAGAUGAACCGGUACCUUCUCGCAUCUUUUCACAGGAGCGUGGCUAUGAUUCGGCAGAAGAGAUCGGCGAACAGGACUGUCGCAGAAGGACAGAAGGGCAUCAUCAGCAGAACCCUCUCAAUUACGCAGAGGGUCUUGGCUCUUAUUACUUAUCACGGUCCCAAGAGCGCAGCUAUGUCUCUGAGAGCCCAUUCUUGAAGAAUGCUAGCUAUCCCCUCUCAGAACAGGAAGCAUGGUCAGCGGAGGCGCAUCCCAUCACCGGAGAACCUUCCUUGGGUGCACAGCAGUUCAGGUCAGCCAGUCAAAACGUCAUUUCCCGAAGUGAACACGUUCCAGAAUCGUCGCUUCAUCUCUAUCGGGCUAGUUUCGAUCGGCCUGAAGACCAAUCCCCAUACGGCUCGGUGCGUCUUCAACACUCGGUCUAUGAGAACGCUGGAUCUUACGAGGUACCAUCGGCCGAAAAGUCACCACAGGAGCGCUAUAAGGACUAUGCCGUCAUACGGUCAGGCACUAUGUUGACGGGAGCUCCACAGGGGGAGUCCCUUCCAGAGCUAUAUAGGUCCUCCACAGAAUUCCGACCUCAGAUGUCCACAUCUCGGGCCCAGCCACCGACGCGUGCCUUGGCUUCAAUUGCAUCGGGUACUGGACUCUCAGGAACUAGUGCCCUCGGGUCAUCAACGAAAGAUAAAGCAAGCGAAGAAGCUACCCGGUUCCUCGAUAAGAUUUCCCAGGAUUCUUUAUCGCGUAUCAAACAAACGGCGCUCCCUGAUCCUUUCGUCGAACCAAAGGAGGCUUUAGCAUGCAAGAGUUCGGGGUCGCGUGUUCAUUCUGAAGAAUUGGCCUUGCUGGCAGCUAGACUAGGCAAGUAUGCCAAUGACUCGCAUAGGCGGUUGUCAACAGACCGUCGCUCCCAUUCAGCACACGGGACAUUGCAAUCACUCUGUGAGUCAACAGUUACCGAGGUUCCACUGCUGAGAAAUAUCACCCCAAUCGAGGACACCAGUGGUAAGCUGAAGGAGAACUAUGAUCAACUUCACGCGGGACUCCAAACCACAGACACGGGUAAGGUCUUACGGCCUCCUCCCGGGUUGCCCACGCCAGCCGUGCGCCAGUUAAUGGCCGGAGAACUACUGCAUAUGGCAGAUCAUGUUCUGAGGGGAACCCGGGCUGACGAGGCAAACACUUGGUUUCACAAAGACCCCCGAGGAGAGGAAUACCUUCGCCAGCAAGUCGCCACGAUUGCCCAAAACCACGGUCAAAGAAUCGAGCGACUUACGGGAGCUGAUGGCACCACCGCAAAGCAAAUGAACCUGCUUUUGGGGAAUGUGAUUGUCAAUCUCCAUUCACACUUCUCUGAGUGCAACCAGAAUCAUACGACGAAUUUACCAGUUUUCGAGAGAGAAAAUACCUUUGAAAAGACCACUAGUUUUGCCAGACGGCGCAGUUAUUUUGAUCGAGACCCCUCUGUCAGCUAUUGGAGGUUUCCUCUAGGACGCGGCUUGUCUGACGAGAGCAGACACUCGGAUAAAACCACAGGAUUCUUAUCUCCAGGUUAUAGGGCAUAG
Messenger RNA from Aspergillus melleus, 2324 nucleotides. RefSeq lists its product as uncharacterized. The record is from RefSeq and is a predicted model, not a curated record. Lineage: Eukaryota; Fungi; Ascomycota; Eurotiomycetes; Eurotiales; Aspergillaceae. Bases 435 to 2324 code for a protein of 629 amino acids. The transcript is spliced from 3 exons.